AUGAUGCCUCGGUACAGGGACAGAUCACUUCCGAUUAUUCGACCCUAUUUACGGAGAAAUAUCGUCGAAGGAAUCUAUGCUAACCAGGAGCAUUAUCUGGAUGUUCAGUUUCGGUUGCUUCGAGAAGAUUUCAUUAGUCCAAUGCGCGACGGAAUUGUUCUGUGGAAGCAGCGCAAAGGACAAGAAGUGCUUAUUUCGCAUGCUGUAGACGCUAGAGAGCAACUGGAUUUAUUGGUGGUCAACGGUGUAACGGUUGAAGGUUCCCAACUGAAACGUAGCACUGGAGAAAUCAUUCGUUAUGCUUCAUUUCGGGUACAUUUGCUUUUAUUUAACUUAAAUUUUAAAAUUAAAAAUAACUUCAAAAUUAAAAUAAAUCAAAUCAAAAAUAACUUCCCAGGAAAUGCAAUUAUUUUUGCUAACUGCUUUUGUUGUAUGUGGUUUUUGGACGUAGGAUAUUUAGCGGCAAAAUCGUUAUUUCCGAUUAUCUCGACAGUCACAUUGAUAAGCCAGUUGUAG
Messenger RNA from Gongylonema pulchrum, 516 nucleotides. The record is from the annotation of a GenBank genome assembly. Lineage: Eukaryota; Metazoa; Nematoda; Chromadorea; Rhabditida; Gongylonematidae.